Arachis stenosperma is the source of this 1579-nucleotide messenger RNA. RefSeq names its product ornithine carbamoyltransferase, chloroplastic. Gene Ontology annotation, biological process: L-citrulline biosynthetic process. Gene Ontology annotation, molecular function: ornithine carbamoyltransferase activity; amino acid binding. The record is from RefSeq and is a predicted model, not a curated record. The transcript has 6 exons. Gene Ontology annotation, cellular component: intracellular membrane-bounded organelle. The coding region runs from base 72 to 1262 and encodes 396 amino acids. Lineage: Eukaryota; Viridiplantae; Streptophyta; Magnoliopsida; Fabales; Fabaceae.
ACAAACGCAGCAGUGUGUGUGAAGUGUGAACUCUCUGAAGUGUUACUUAGCUCAGCUCUACAGCGAAAAAAAUGGCGUUAGUUUCUUUCAACUUCUCCGUUCCAUCGGAUACGAUUUCUAUCUCCUCCGCGUUCUCCCCCUCUUCCUCCGUCCUUCGCCGCCGUCAAUGUGUUCGUUAUCCUCGCACUUCCUUCCCUUCUCCGCUUCAGUUCCCGCUCAAAAUCUCAUGCGCUGCUGCUUCCGCCGUUUCUACUGAUUCUUCUCCUCUCGCCGCAAAAACCGAGGUGAAGAAAGAUUUUCUUCACAUAAAUGACUUUGAUAAGGACACUAUUUUAAAUAUGUUGGAUCGAGCCAUUGAGGUCAAGGCAUUAAUUAAAUCAGGGGACAGGACAUUUCAACCAUUUAAAGGGAAGACAAUGGCAAUGAUCUUUGCAAAGCCAUCAAUGAGAACGCGUGUUUCAUUUGAGACUGGCUUUUCAUUGUUAGGUGGCCAUGCUAUAUAUUUAGGACCUGAUGAUAUCCAAAUGGGCAAGCGAGAGGAGACUCGAGAUGUUGCUCGUGUUUUGUCUCGCUAUAAUGAUAUAAUCAUGGCUCGUGUUUUUGCUCAUCAGGACAUACUUGAUCUUGCCAAGUAUUCAACUGUGCCAGUUGUCAAUGGAUUGACAGACUACAACCAUCCCUGUCAAAUAAUGGCUGAUGCCCUCACUAUUAUUGAGCAUAUUGGUCGGUUGGAAGGCACCAAGGUUGUCUACGUUGGAGAUGGAAAUAAUAUUGUCCAUUCAUGGUUGUUGCUGGCAGCUGUAGUUCCAUUUCACUUUGUUUGUGCCUGCCCAAAGGGUUUUGAACCUGAUGAGAAAACUGUGGAGAAGGCACGGCAGGCUGGAAUCAGCAAAAUUGAGAUAACUAAUGAUCCCAAAGAAGCUGUCAGAGGAGCUGAUGUUGUUUAUUCAGAUGUCUGGGCCAGCAUGGGACAAAAGGAAGAGGCUGCAUACCGCCGUCAAGUGUUUAAAGGAUUUCAGGUGGAUCGAACUCUUAUGGAAAUAGCUGGCUCAAAUGCGUAUUUCAUGCAUUGCUUACCAGCAGAAAGAGGGGUGGAGGUGACGGAUGAAGUUAUUGAAGCUCCAAACUCAAUUGUGUUCCCGCAAGCUGAGAACCGAUUACACGCACAGAAUGCCAUAAUGCUCUAUGUGCUUGCCGCUUGUGCUUCCGUUUGUUGUUAUCAGCCACCGGAUUGCCAUUUGAUGUCACUUGAUCAGUUUUGAGUUUUGAAAAUUGGAAUGGACCAGGUGGCGUACUGUUUUUAAGUCAUUUUGUAUCGUUGAGGGCAAAGAUAUACCCCGAAAUUCAGCCGUCGACUAAAUAUUUGAGGUAAUAUUAAUGUUUAUCUGUUGUAGUUGGAUCAAGAUUUUCUAAAGUGAAAAAGUGAUGGUCUAAUUAUCAUUGAAUCAAGACACUGGAGUUUAAUUACAAAAUCAAUGAUGAUUAAAUAUUUACUUUUUCACUUCAUUAACUUUUUCUAGUGCAUACUUUGCUUCUAUUAUCUUAGUUGAGUUUUUAUGGUACAAAUAAAAUUUAAGUA